UAUUCGACUCCCACUACGUUCCGAUUCGGUGGCCUUCCUUUCUCUGUCUCUCCUCUCUUGGUAUUCCUUUCCUGGCGGCGACGACUGGGCGAGCGGCGGCGCCGUCUUCGCUUGCCGGCGACCUGCACCCACCAGGUUUGAGAUAACUUGAAGCAAAGGUUCAAAGCAAAAUGUUUUACGGGGGAUAUGCAUACCAUGGCAGUACGUUUGAGCAAACGUACCGUUGUUAUCCAGCAUCCUUCUUUGAUAAGCCACACCUUGAGGGUGGUGACAAAGUAAUAAUGCCACCAUCUGCCCUUGAUCGCCUGGCUUCCCUUCACAUCGAGUACCCAAUGCUAUUUGAGCUGCACAAUGAUGCAACUCAACGGAUUUCACACUGUGGUGUUUUGGAGUUUGUGGCAGAAGAAGGCAUGAUCAUCAUGCCCUACUGGAUGAUGCAAAACAUGCUUCUUCAAGAGGGUGACACUGUCCGUGUGAAAAAUGCCACGCUUCCCAAGGGUACAUAUGUGAAGUUGCAACCUCACACAACUGAUUUUCUGGACAUCUCAAAUCCAAAAGCCAUCCUGGAGAAAACUCUCAGAAAUUUCUCCUGCUUAACUACGGGAGAUAGCAUCAUGGUUGCUUACAACAACAAACAGUAUUAUAUUGACAUUGUUGAAACAAAGCCUGCUUCAGCUGUUAGCAUCAUUGAGACAGACUGUGAAGUGGACUUUGCACCUCCCCUUGACUAUAAAGAACCUGAGAAACCACAGCAGCCUACAAUUCCCACAAGCAAGGCUGCUGCUGAAGUUGGAGACACUGUAGUUGAAGAUGAACCCAAAUUCAAACCAUUUACUGGAUCCGGAAAGCGGUUGGAUGGUAGAGCCUCAAAACUACAGGCAUCUGAGGUUCCAUCCACUGCACAUUCUGUUCCUUUGGAUUCAAACAAAAGAGCAAAUCAGCAAACAUCAUCUGCGCCUGCAACUACUUCUGGAGCUAGCAAUUCCACUCGUCAGAAAACAGGAAAGCUUGUUUUUGGUUCAAGUGCAAGCAACAAUAAAGAACCACAAAAGGCUCCUGCUAAAGAGGAGGAACCCCCGAAGAAGGAUGAGCUGAAGUUCCAAGCUUUUAGUGGGAAGAGCUACUCCUUGAAACGUUAGCUGCCCAUUACUAGAUUUAGCCUUACAAAUCAUGUUCAGUGGCAGCUGUAGACAACUGUGUCUUAAGUAUCCACCAGCAUGUAGAUAUUAUUUGAAUUAUGUAAAUGUUUAUCUUCAUGGAAAUAUGGCCAUCUUUCUAUUUAAUUACAAAUAUUCUAAUAACGAUCUAAUGCGCGUUAUCCUUCGCACUCUGUA
Molecule: messenger RNA, 1334 nt
Organism: Setaria italica (foxtail millet)
Lineage: Eukaryota; Viridiplantae; Streptophyta; Magnoliopsida; Poales; Poaceae
Product: ubiquitin fusion degradation protein 1 homolog
Exons: 10
Coding region: 171-1139 (322 amino acids)
Cellular component (GO): VCP-NPL4-UFD1 AAA ATPase complex
Molecular function (GO): polyubiquitin modification-dependent protein binding
Source: RefSeq, a predicted model, not a curated record